This is a messenger RNA of Olea europaea var. sylvestris, 1219 nucleotides long. Its product is annotated as 30S ribosomal protein S19-like. The transcript has a single exon. Gene Ontology annotation, cellular component: nucleus; small ribosomal subunit; ribosome. Gene Ontology annotation, molecular function: ubiquitin protein ligase binding; structural constituent of ribosome; protein tag activity. The record is from RefSeq and is a predicted model, not a curated record. Gene Ontology annotation, biological process: modification-dependent protein catabolic process; translation; protein ubiquitination. Bases 88 to 594 code for a protein of 168 amino acids. Lineage: Eukaryota; Viridiplantae; Streptophyta; Magnoliopsida; Lamiales; Oleaceae.
AAGAAUGAAAUUAAAAUUAACCCCACCUAUAAAAGCCCUCAUUCCGCACCCAAGGCCCUUUUACAUGUUGCGUUUCUGGAAAAUACUAUGCAGAUCUUUGUGAAAACCCUAACAGGCAAGACGAUUACUCUUGAGGUUGAGAGUUCCGACACAAUUGAUAAUGUCAAGUCCAAGAUCCAAGACAAGGAGGGCAUCCCACCGGACCAGCAGCGGCUUAUUUUCGCCGGAAAACAGUUGGAGGAUGGUAGAACCCUAGCCGACUACAACAUUCAAAAGGAGUCUACUCUGCACCUCGUCCUCCGUCUCCGUGGCGGUGGAACUUGGAGGAUUCCUUUCGUUGCUAAUCACUUGGUGAAAAAAAUUUCGCAGCUUAACCAAAAAGCGGAGAAGGAAUUGAUAAAAACUUGGUCCCGGGGUUCUACUAUUAUUCCUGAAAUGGUGGGCCAUCGGAUUGCUGUGUACAAUGGUAAGAAACACGUGCCUUUUCGUAUAUCGGAGCAGAUGGUUGGCCAUAAAUUGGGAGAACUUCGCCCUCGUCGUCAAGCAAGAAGAGAAAGAGAAGUUCAGCAGAAGAAGGGAACGAAGAAGAAAUGAGAGACAACAGGGAAACGUCAGGAAGUUUUUCUAGUUAUGAAGUUCAGGAUAAUUUCUCAUUAUGAACUAUUUCUAGUUAUGAAUAAAAUUGUGACAUUAAUGCAGUUGUGUCUUUUGCUAUUGGAUGUUCUCAAUUGGCAUUGAGAAUGAAAUCCUUGAGAUAACAUACCUUCCAGUUAGAAUGAACUUAAGUUUUUACCAUCUCACUGUUUAAAGCUUAGGUCUCUGCCCAUCUUACUUUUGUUGUAUCUUCGAAUGUAGAGAACACUGAUUAUGUUAGGAUUUUGUGUUGAAAUUAUUUUUGGCAUUCGUCUGUGAUUGGCAAUUUGUUCCAUUGAGCUAUUUCUGUUAUUUGUUGGGUUCAUUAAGUUCAUUCCUUCCAAUUUGCGUUGGAAGGUGUACUGAUUUUUUAUGGUUGUGGGAUUGUUAGAUUGUUCGUGAAUCCAGUCAAAUUGUUUGAAGAAAUUGCAGCAAGAGCAGUGGAAAUGGAAUAGCUUUUCUAUCUGAAAAAUUUCCUAUUCAGGCACCGGAAGUGAUUCAUCUCUGUCUAAAUAGGAGUUUUUAUCUUAUUUGACAUACUUCUAUUUUCUGAAUAAUUGUUAAUUCAAUUGAUACAAAUUUUUCA